This is a messenger RNA of Paramisgurnus dabryanus, 1573 nucleotides long. It is a transcript of the gene adcyap1a, whose product is annotated as adenylate cyclase activating polypeptide 1a. Gene Ontology annotation, biological process: positive regulation of ERK1 and ERK2 cascade; neuropeptide signaling pathway; neuron projection development. Gene Ontology annotation, cellular component: extracellular region; perikaryon; neuron projection. The record is from RefSeq and is a predicted model, not a curated record. Gene Ontology annotation, molecular function: peptide hormone receptor binding; pituitary adenylate cyclase activating polypeptide activity; neuropeptide hormone activity. NCBI's taxonomy places the organism in Eukaryota, Metazoa, Chordata, Actinopteri, Cypriniformes, Cobitidae.
UGUAGUGAAAAGGGCCAGAGGACAACAAGCGCUCCAAACGUGCGAGAUGGAGACCAAAAAUUGCGCGUCUUCUAUCAGAUCCGUUCACAUUAUAGAGCUCUGAAAAAUAUAGAUUUACGUUUUAUACUGAAUACGGAUAACAAAGCGACACAUAGGAAAGUUUAAGAGCAGGUUGAGAGAAAGAGAAAGAGAGUGAGAGAGACAGAGAGGGUGAGAGAGACACAGAGAGAGAGGCUGAGAUUGUAUCUCGUUCUUCUGGUUGCAGUCUCCGCUGGACCGCACGCAUCCGUGCGCUGCUGUAGAAUGAUGACAAGCAGCAAAACGACUCUUGCUUUCUUCAUCUAUGGACUCCUCGUGCACUGUAGUGUAUGUUCUCCUCUCAGCUACCCGAGCGUCAGGAUGGAGACGGCGGGAUUCGAGGACGCCAACUCGUUACCAGAUUUAACGUUUGAAAGCGAUCAAAUUGCUUUUGCAAGCUCUCCAUCAGUUACUGGAGACACAUUCACUUUAUAUUAUCCUCCUUCGAACAGAAUGGAAAGGCACGCUGACGGGAUGUUUAAUAAAGCGUACAGGAAAGCGCUCGGUCAGUUAUCAGCGAGGAAAUACCUGCAUACACUGAUGGCCAAACGCGUGGGGGGAGGAAACACGAUAGAGGAGGACAACGAGCCGCUCUCCAAACGCCACUCGGACGGGGUUUUCACGGACAGCUACAGCCGCUAUCGGAAGCAAAUGGCAGUAAAGAAGUAUCUGUCCGCAGUCCUGGGCCAAAGCCCUGAAGACUUAGAUUUGCAUCAAUUUCUACAAGACAUAGACUUUGGUGCACUCCCGGAUGGGGAUGACAUUGAGGGAUUUUUGUUGGAAUGGCUGAAGAAGUUCCCUUCUGAAUUCUCGGUGAGUUUACACGGCUCCGAGGGACUCUCGAUCUUCCCACUGUCAUCUUACAAGCCGCUUUAUACGUUGAUCUCUCUUGCACAAACCUUCACUACUUUCAUAUCUCCUAAAAAAUCUCAGCCUUACACUGUUAAUGUGUGAAUUUCUGUUUUCCCAAACUCUGUCCUGAUGACGAUGAACACAUCUUGUCUGAUUGAAACACUGCUGUGUCCUACUGAGCAUGCACCUUUUCCUACUUCUCAAAUCUCAAGUUCAUGUCUGUGUUAUGUUUAUCAGAACUUAUUAAAAUCGUUUGGCACAAAUCCAUAUGGCAUUCAAUCUGUUUCUAUCAAAAAUGUCUUUCGUAGCCUUUCUCUUUUUGUAGGAAGUAUAGAUUUUCUUUUCAUAAUAAUGCUUGUUGUUUUUGACCAUACAGCUGUUAAUAUAACACUAUCAUGACAUCCAUUAGUGUUCAUAAAACAUAUUCAGAGGUAUGACUGUUAUAAUCCAUAAUAGGUCUAUUAAAAGUGUUGUUGUAUGGUGCACAUAACUAGGCUUUAAAAAAGAAAGAAGUGUGUGAUAAAUAACUUAUAAGCGUAGUGAAAGCAUGCUUAAAACGUACAAGAUAUAUAUGCAUUUUGUGGUGUGUGCAAGUGUGUGUGUGUUAAAGGGUUGUGAAAUCAAUCUGUUUAAUUCUGCAUUC